CGCAGGCGCAGUGCGAGCCUCUUCCAACGGCCGCUGAGCGCAACUGUCGGGAGAGGGAGAGAGCUAGGGAUAAACUCACCAACAACAACAAUAACAACAGACUUUCCAAUAACAAAGUGACGCAGCGGGCGCGCUCUUUCGCCAGUUUCUCCACACGCUUGCUCAGCGGUCCGCAAGCGGAGAGGAAAGGCGGCCUGUGAGUAAGGAGGGGCGACGGAGGAGCAGACAGGAGGGAGGGGAGCCGGGGUGUCUGCGCUCUGUCUCUCUCCAUGUCCCGUGGAAGAGGUGACCCGCGAGUGAUCUGCAGCUUUUGGGCCCGACAGGGCAGGACAGCCUCGGUGCUGAGCCCGUAUCCACAGUGCGGCCUGUCUUCUCACUGGAGAUCAGUAGAGGGUGUCACCCAUUGUAAUUGGGGGUAACUGACACCCCUUGGCCCAGCAUCUCCAGGCCAACCCCACCCCCUCUCCUGGCUGUAUGUAUACACACAGCUGUCAUAUAUGUACAGGCAGCUGUCAGGUCCUAGCGGUGUCCAUGAGCCGCCCCCCUCCUCUCCCUCCUUCCAAAGGGGUGCUGUGUGUACCUGCUCCCUCCAUAUGCGGCCCCAAACGUAUGGACAGUUUGCUGCCUUGAUACCGGCCACAGUUGCCUCCAAAGGAAAGUGGAUCUAACCUGCCCCCCCUCCUCGCUCCUGGACCAAGCCUUCUUCACCUUGCAAGGUGCCUGUUUCUUCCUGGCAAUCAGACGAACAGGAUUAUCUUACCCCCCAGGCUCCCCAAGGCUUAAGUCAUGCAGGCACCCCAACUUCAGUACGAUUUCUUCAGCGAAGAAAAUGCCCCUAAAUGGAGGGGUCUGCUGGUAGCCUCCCUGCAGAAGGUUCAAAAGCAAGUUCACCCUAAUCUCUCAUCAGCAGAGGAUGCUCUCCAGUAUGUUGAAGAGUUAAUUUUGCAGCUGCUAAGUAUGCUCUGCCAAGCACAGCCCCGCAGUGUCCUGGAUGUUGAGGAGCGUGUUCAGAAAACCUUCCCCCAUCCCAUUGAUAAGUGGGCAAUUGCUGAUGCUCAGUCAUCUAUUGAAAAGAAAAAGCGGAGAAAUCCAUUAUCUCUACCUGUAGAUAAAAUACAUCCUUUAUUAAAGGAGGUCUUAGGUUAUAAAAUUGAUCACCAAGUAUCUGUUUACAUAGUGGCAGUAUUAGAAUACAUUUCUGCUGAUAUAUUAAAACUUGCUGGGAACUACGUACGGAAUAUACGACAUUAUGAAAUUACAAAACAAGACAUCAAAGUUGCUAUGUGCGUUGAUAAGGUUUUGAUGGAUAUGUUCCAUCAAGAUGAAGAAGACAUAAGUGUCCUGUCCUUAGCCGAGGAAGAGCCGUCUGCUUUAGGGGAACAAAUGUACUACGACCUUGUCAAGUCUUUUAUGGCAGAAAUUAGACAGUACAUAAGGGAACUCAACCUCAUCAUCAAAGUGUUCCGAGAACCAUUCGCCUCCAGCUCAAAAUUAUUUUCGCAUCAUGAUGUGGAAAAUAUAUUCAGCCGAAUCAUUGAUAUCCACGAACUUAGUGUGAAGCUUCUGGGCCUUAUUGAAGACACUGUGGAAAUGACUGAUGAAGGAAGCCCUCACCCAUUAGUUGGAAGUUGCUUUGAGGAUUUAGCAGAGGAGCUUGCCUUUGACCCGUAUGAGUCUUAUGCUCAGGAUAUUCUGCGGCCAGGUUUUCAUGAUCAUUUCCUUGGUCAGCUGUCGAAGCCCGGUGCAGCUCUUUAUCUACAGUCCAUAGGGGAAGGCUUUAAAGAAGCUGUACAGUAUGUUUUGCCACGACUCCUCCUCGCUCCCGUUUACUACUGCCUGCACUACUUUGAAUUCAUAAAGCAAUUAGAGGAGAAGAGUGAAGAUGAGGAAGACAAAGAAUGUUUAAAGCAAUCGAUAACCGCCUUGCUAAACCUUCAGAGCAGCAUGGAGAGGAUAUGCUCCAAGAGCCUCGCAAAGAGACGUUUGAGUGAAUCUGCUUGUCGAUUUUAUAGUCAGCAAAUGAAGGGAAAACAGCUGGCCAUUAAGAAAAUGAAUGAGAUUCAAAAAAACAUUGAUGGAUGGGAAGGUAAGGACAUCGGACAAUGUUGCAAUGAGUUCAUCAUGGAGGGUGCCUUGACCCGCGUUGGGGCCAAACACGAGAGACACAUAUUCCUUUUUGAUGGAUUGAUGAUCUGUUGUAAGUCCAAUCAUGGACAACCAAGGCUACCGGGUGCCAGCAAUGCAGACUAUCGUUUGAAGGAGAAAUUCUUUAUGCGGAAGGUACAGAUCAACGAUAAGGAUGACACUAAUGAGUACAGACAUGCCUUUGAGAUCAUUUUAAAAGACGAGAACAGUGUUAUAUUUGCUGCUAAAUCAGCAGAGGAGAAAAACAAUUGGAUGGCUGCCUUAAUAUCCCUGCAGUACCGAGGUACCUUAGAACGAAUGUUGGAUGUGACUAUGUUACAAGAGGAAAAGGAGGAGCAAUUGAGGCUCCCGAGUCCCAAGGUGUACAGGUUUUCAGAGCCCGACUCUGAGGAGAAUAUUGUGUUUGAAGAAAAUGUUCAGCCCAAGUCUGGGAUCCCCAUCAUCAAGGCCGGGACGGUAGUGAAACUCAUCGAGAGGUUAACUUACCACAUGUAUGCAGAUCCCAACUUCGUUCGAACGUUUCUUACAACAUACAGAUCUUUUUGCAAGCCUCAGGAACUUUUAAGCCUUCUCAUAGAAAGGUUUGAGAUACCAGAACCGGAACCUAGUGAAGCAGAUCGCAUCGCGAUGGAGAAUGGCGACCAGCCCCUUAGUGCAGAGCUGAAGAGGUUUCGUAAGGAGUAUGUGCAGCCAGUACAGUUACGAGUGUUGAAUGUUUGCCGGCAUUGGGUAGAACAUCAUUUCUAUGACUUUGAACGAGACCCGGAUCUGUUGCUACGACUGGAAGAGUUUAUUGGGACAGUGAGAGGUAAAGCCAUGAAAAAGUGGGUAGAAUCUAUCACGAAAAUCAUUCAACGCAAAAAACAGGCUCAAGCCAAUGGACCUAGCCACAAUAUAACGUUUGAAAGCUUGCCUCCCGCCAUAGAGUGGCACCUCAGCAGAUCCAGCCAGAAUUUCGACUUACUCACGUUGCAUCCGAUAGAAAUCGCCCGACAGCUGACUUUGCUUGAGUCUGACCUUUACAGGGCUGUGCAGUCCUCUGAACUUGUAGGAAGCGUAUGGACAAAGGAAGAUAAAGAGGUCAAUUCUCCCAACCUCCUAAAAAUGAUCAGACACACAACUAACCUCACUUUGUGGUUUGAAAAGUGUAUUGUAGAAACCGAAAACCUAGAAGAAAGAGUGGUGGUUGUGAGUCGGAUCAUUGAAAUACUCCAGGUCUUUCAAGAGUUAAACAACUUUAAUGGUGUACUUGAAGUUGUAAGUGCUAUGAACUCAUCACCCAUUUACAGACUGGAUAACACCUUUGAACAAGUCCAGAGCCGCCAAAGGAAAAUUUUAGAAGAAGCUCAUGAACUGAGCGAAGAUCAUCAGAAGAAAUAUUUGGCUAAACUCAGGUCAAUUAAUCCACCGUGUGUGCCUUUCUGCGGAAUUUAUUUGACAAAUAUUUUAAAAACAGAAGAAGGCAACCCUGAUUUUCUGAAAAGGCAUGGGAAAGAACUAGUGAACUUCAGCAAGAGGAGGAAAGUGGCGGAAAUCACUGGCGAGAUCCAGCAGUACCAGAAUCAACCUUAUUGCUUACAAGUUGAACCUGAUAUCCGAAGAUUCUUUGAAAAUCUGAACCCAAUGGGAAACACUGCAGAAAAGGAGUUUGAAGAUUAUUUGUUUAAAAAGUCUUUGGAAAUAGAGCCACGAAAUGCAAAGACGCUGCCAAGAUUUCCAAAAAAGUACACUUAUUCGCUUAAGUCUCCUGGUGUGCGUCCAUCCAACCCCAGGCCGGGUACAAUGCGACACCCAACACCUUUACAACAAGAGCCAAGGAAAAUCAGUUACAGCCGCAUCCCCGAAAGCGAAAUUGAUUGUGCAGCAUCUGCUCCAAACUCUCCUCGGACCCCCCUGACCCCACCUCCUCCAUAUGCAGCAACCAGCACCACCGACGUGUGCAGUGUCUUUGAUUCCGACCUCUCCAGUCCCUUUCACUCUCGCUCUGCUUCAAUAUCGUCUAUAAGCUUUAUUAAGAACUCUGAAGAGAUGCAAGUUCCUCCACCUGUUCCACCUCGAAGACGGCCGGAGUCUGCUCCAACUGAGUCAUCACCAUCAAAAAUGAUGUCUAAACAUUUGGACAGCCCUCCUGCAAUCCCACCUCGUCAACCCACUAAAGUUUACUCUCCAAGGUACCAGAUGUCCGAUCGCCUAUCAGUCUCUGAUCCACCAGAUAGCCCCCCACUUUUACCACCACGAGAACCAGUGCGUACACCAGAUGUCUUUUCCAGCUCUCCAUUACACCUUCAACCUCCUCCUCUGGGUCGGAAAGGUGAACAUCACAAUACCUUCUUCCCAUACAGCCCAUCACCAUUUACCCCACCUCCUCCACAGACUCCAUCCCCUCACGGGACAAGAAAACAUCUGCCAUCUCCCCCCUUAAUAGCUCAAGAUAUCGAACUCUCUUCCACCACUGGGCCUCCUGUCCCACCCAGACAAAGCACUUCUCAGCCAAUCCCAAAGCUGCCACCAAAAACUUACAAAAGGGAGCCUCCACAUCCAUCCAUUCACAGAGAUGGCCCUCCCCUCUUGGAAAACACAAACUCGUUGUAAUGCAAGCAGUGUAUUGUAAACACUAAGAAAGAAAGAAGAAAAAAAAAGCAAACAAAAAACUUGACUUUGGAAGCAAAACAGUCAUGAAAAGAUAAACUGUAUACUGAAAAGAAUGCAAUGAAUAUAAACUGAAUUAAAGAGAUAAAAAAGGGACAACAUGUUUUAUUCCAGUUCCUGUGAGAUGACAAUUACACCGCAAAAUAAAAAUAAAAGACUAUUGAUCGUGCAGUACUAUGUAAUUUGUCAAGGAGGUAGUGGAGAUGUUUACCAUUUCACCUCUGGCGAGGCCAUUUAAAGACAGGGAGUUUGAAAAAGAGAAUGUUAUGCACUUUUUGUGUGUUUGCGUACAUACACACACAAAUGAAAGGUUGUAGCCAUACAUUUUCCUCUGCUUUAUGCCAGUUUGGGUUCCCCAGAUGUCAAACGGGCUUAGAACCUUGACACUUGAAGGAUAAAAGUGAUUUGUGUCAUAUCGUGUGUGGGACUGUAGUGAAGAUCUGUAGUACCUAACUUUAUAAAGGUAAAGUGCUGUAUUGCAGUUCAGUUUACAAA
Messenger RNA from Spea bombifrons (plains spadefoot toad), 5289 nucleotides. RefSeq names its product SOS Ras/Rac guanine nucleotide exchange factor 1 (gene SOS1). Gene Ontology annotation, cellular component: plasma membrane. NCBI's taxonomy places the organism in Eukaryota, Metazoa, Chordata, Amphibia, Anura, Pelobatidae. The transcript has 22 exons. Gene Ontology annotation, biological process: positive regulation of GTPase activity; Ras protein signal transduction. The coding region runs from base 787 to 4737 and encodes 1316 amino acids. Gene Ontology annotation, molecular function: protein heterodimerization activity; guanyl-nucleotide exchange factor activity. The record is from RefSeq and is a predicted model, not a curated record.